UGCAAUCAUAAGAAGGAAGUGGUCAUCAGUGAUGCAUUCCCGCGAAGAUAGAGAAGCAUUUUCACCAUAAUACUUUUAGGUUUUUUCACAUCAUCAUGAGUAAAAGAAAAGCAAAAGAUGCUCAUCUACCUAUUGGAGAAUGCAUCAGUCAGGUUCAUCAGAUUUUAAGGAAGAGAUUUUGCCAUCAGCAGCUUCCUGAUAAACCAGAGGGAGUGGAGGCUCAACACAAACACCUGGCGGAGCUGCUGAAGCGAACGGCGGUCCAUGGAGAGAGCAACUCGGUGCUAAUUGUCGGCCCUAGAGGAUCGGGGAAAACCAUGCUGCUGAGGAGCAUCCUGAGGGAGCUGUCACAGGAAACAGAGGUGCAGAAAAACCUCCUGCAGGUUCACCUCAACGGCCUCCUGCAGACGGACGACAGAAUAGCUCUGAAAGAAAUAACAAGGCAGCUCCAGCUGGAAAACGUUGUUGGCGACAGAGUGUUUGGAAGUUUUGCGGAGAACUUGACUUUCCUGCUGGAUGCGUUGAAGAAAGGCGAUCGCAGCAGCAGCCGUCCGGUGCUGUUCGUCCUGGACGAGUUCGAUCUGUUCGCCUACCACAAGAACCAGACUCUGCUGUACAACCUGUUUGAUGUUGCCCAGUCUGCCCAGGCGCCCGUCGCUGUAGUCGGCCUCACCUGCAGGCUGGAUGUGUUGGAGCUGUUGGAGAAGCGGGUGAAGUCUCGGUUUUCCCACCGUCAGAUCCACCUACUGAACAAGCUGACGUUCCCUCAGUACCUGGAGCGGGUCCGAGAUCAGCUCAGCCUGCCGGACGACUUCCCGGAUGGAAAGUUCGCCCAGGAGUGGAACGCCGCCGUGACGACGCUCUGUGAGGACAGAUCAGCUGAAGAGGUUCUGCAGAGACAUUUCAACUCCAGUACGGACUUCCGCUCCCUGCACACGCUGCUGAUAUUGUGUUUGAGUCGAGUCUCGGUGGCCAGGCCGUCCAUCACGCCGGCGGAUCUCCUGGACGCCAGUCGCUUGUGUCUCGCCGACGCCAACGCAAACAUGCUCCACGGUUUGUCGAUCUUGGAGCUGUGUCUGAUUAUCGCCAUGAAGCACCUCAACGACGUCUAUGAAGGAGAGCCGUUCAAUCUGCAGAUGGUUCACAACGAGUUUAAGAAGUUCCUGCAGAGGAAGUCCAACUCCAUGUAUAACUUUGAGCAGCCGGUCAUCAUGAAGGCCUUCGAACAUCUGCAGCAGCUGGAGCUGAUCCGACCUGCCGACGGCGCCUCGGCUAAAACCCAGAGGGAGUUUCAGCUGAUGAGGCUGAUGCUGGACCACGGUCAGAUCAUGGAGGCGCUGCAGAAAUACCCUCAGUGUCCUACGGACGUCAAGCAGUGGGCCAUGUCGGCGUUCGCUUAGGCUCUAGACGUUUGUUAAAAUAAACCCAACAUUUAGUUUCAAAUAUUCACAAUAAAUUAUUAAAGAAAAUAAAUG
Messenger RNA from Xiphophorus couchianus (Monterrey platyfish), 1475 nucleotides. RefSeq names its product origin recognition complex, subunit 4 (gene orc4). Gene Ontology annotation, molecular function: ATP hydrolysis activity; DNA replication origin binding. The coding region runs from base 96 to 1400 and encodes 434 amino acids. The transcript is spliced from 13 exons. The record is from RefSeq and is a predicted model, not a curated record. Gene Ontology annotation, cellular component: nucleus; nuclear origin of replication recognition complex. Lineage: Eukaryota; Metazoa; Chordata; Actinopteri; Cyprinodontiformes; Poeciliidae. Gene Ontology annotation, biological process: DNA replication initiation; DNA replication.